Molecule: messenger RNA, 1899 nt
Organism: Tripterygium wilfordii
Lineage: Eukaryota; Viridiplantae; Streptophyta; Magnoliopsida; Celastrales; Celastraceae
Product: NAC domain-containing protein 100-like
Exons: 3
Coding region: 501-1589 (362 amino acids)
Biological process (GO): regulation of DNA-templated transcription
Molecular function (GO): DNA binding
Source: RefSeq, a predicted model, not a curated record
GUAUUCUUCCCUUUAUUACAAGUGUUUUUAGAAGGAGAAAGAACUGCAACACAAGUACACAACCCACCAAAAGUUGCCUUACAUUCCACGUUUUCUCUACAAAACACAAGUGUUUAGGGAUCUUUCUGUGCCUCUUUUAACAUCUCUUGUGAGCUUUCAAAGUCAUUUAACUCUCUUUUUUUUUUAUCUUCCUUUUAAAGUUCCAUGGCUGCCCCUACUUUUGAUCUCUCUCUCCCCUUAACUUUUUCUUCCUAACUUCCUAUAGCUUUAUAUUAAUCUGUUAACUUUCCAUUGGAAAUCAUUUUAAGGUGGUUUUUGUUUUUCUCUGCGAGGUUCCUUGAACACCCAGAGUUGUUUUGUUCAGUCUCCAUAUCUAGUACUAUUUAGAGAGGAUCUCAAAAGGCUCAAUUGGGUAUGUGAAAAAUUUAGUCUUGAUUGCUUCAAGAUUAAGACUUUUUUACUGUGAAGACAGAAGGGUUUUCUGGGUUUUCAAGGAAUUAAUGGAAAACAUUUUGGGAGAUCAUGAAGAUCAGAUGGAUUUACCACCUGGUUUUAGAUUCCAUCCAACCGAUGAGGAGCUUAUCUCUCACUAUUUGCACAAGAAGGUCCUUGACACCACCUUCUCUGCUAGAGCUAUUGGAGAUGUGGACUUGAACAAGUCUGAACCUUGGGAAUUGCCAUGGAAAGCGAAAUUGGGGGAGAAAGAGUGGUACUUUUUCUGUGCGAGGGACAAAAAAUACCCAACUGGUAUGAGAACAAAUAGAGCCACUGAAGCUGGUUAUUGGAAAGCUACAGGAAAAGACAAGGAGAUUUACAAAGGAAAAUCACUUGUUGGGAUGAAGAAAACCCUAGUUUUCUAUAUGGGUAGAGCUCCUAAAGGAGACAAAACCAAUUGGGUUAUGCAUGAAUACAGAUUAGAAGGCAAAUACUCAGUUUACAAUCUCCCCCAAACUGCCAAGAAUGAGUGGGUGAUUUGUAGGGUGUUUCAAAAGAUUUCUGGUGGUAAGAAAACUAAUACUUCAGGAUCGAUGAAUUUAGGGUAUUUUGGGAGUGAAUUGAGUAUUCCUUGUGGUCUACCACCAUUAAUGGAUUCUUCUUCUUCACCUUCCAGUGGUGGAAAGACCAAACCCGAAGCCAAUUCAGCUUACGUGCCCUGCUUCUCCAACAACAACAACAACCAAAUUAGUAGUGUUCAAAGAAACCAAGAAUUCCCAACUCACUAUUUCAACAACUCUCACAUUUUCCCUAGAGAAAUCCCUUUCUCUAAUUCACUCUAUCCCACUCAAUCCGUCCCGCUUUUGGCAAAUUUGGGAUACCCACCAGGUUCAAUUUUGAUGCAAGAUCAGUCAAUUUUGAGGGCACUAAUUGAGAACCAAGGGUCCAAUAAUCUCUUGAUGGAGAGUUUCAAAACAGAGGAUAUGGUCAGUUUGUCACAAGACACAGGUCUCACUAGUGAAUUGAACAAUGAAAGCUCGUCAGUUAUGUCAAAUCUUGAGAUGGGUAAGAGGUAUCAAGAGGCACCACCACCACCACCACCACCUUCUGCCUCAGCUGGGCUUGUGGACCUUGAUUGUUUGUGGAAUUAUUGAAACAAUACAAAGUGUUGCAGCAUUAGAAGAAGAUGAUGAUUAUCUUGAAUUCUUGAUGUGGGUCUUUGUUGUUUAGAUUCUCUAAAUCUAUUGGGUUUCAUUGAAUGAAAUUGAAGCAUAUUGAUAUAUGUCUAUGUUAUGAAAAAAAAAAGUAUAUAUGUUAUGUAUUGUAUAAGAAAUUUAUGUAAAGCCAGCAAGUAGUGGUUUGUUAAUUGUAUUUGCUUACAUCAAACAAAGUAUUGUGAUCCAAUUAUUUAUUUUUUAUUAUUUGAUUGGAUUUUGAAUAUCAAAUUAUGAGAACACUUGAAUA